UCAGGAACGAAUGGAACAAAUAAAGAUGAUUUUUUACUUUGUACACUACCACGGUGAUAAGCAGACGCAUUUCUUAUUUAUCAAAUGAAGGAUACUACAUUUGGCGACGAGGAGCAGACGCACCCACGAAAGGAGAUACUAACAAAAAAAAUGCUACGAACACGGUUGACAGAUGGACCACCACCGUUUGAUUUCAAGGCAGAUGGAAAUUGCGGUGGUGAAUGUAGAAAAUGGUUGCGUAGUUUUGAAAUUUUUGCCCAAGAAAACUCAAUGGAAAACGGCACAAAGAAAUUGAAUUGGAUGUUGCAUUAUGGUGGCGAGAAGGUGCAAACAGUUUAUUAUUCGCUGCCAGAAGUUAAAACUACAAACGAACGCAGAGGGCCAUUGGCUUCUGGUUAUGUCUUUGAACAGAAAGACGAGUACGAACAAGCGGUUGUAAGACUCUGUGCAUUUUUUGAGCCAAAACAAAGUAUUUCGUACGAAAGACACAUUUUCCGACAAAGGGUGAAAGAAUCGAUAUGUUCACAAUGCGCUUGCGGGAACAAGCUGAGCGCUGCGAUUUUCGUGAACAGCUUGAUGAAAACAUUCGUGAUCAGAUCACCAGUGGGAACUAAUGUUCAGUGCAUAGCUACAACAACAACAAACAUUACAUCACCAACAUCACAGGCAAACGCGGCACCAGAAGAAGACCCUUUGGACAUACAGACAUCGGCUAGAAUCGCAAGAAAGAGAAACGUUCCACCGCAUCUCCAGGGCUACGAUUUAUCAAUGGAAAAAUAA
Messenger RNA from Eupeodes corollae, 780 nucleotides. RefSeq lists its product as uncharacterized. The transcript is spliced from 2 exons. The record is from RefSeq and is a predicted model, not a curated record. Bases 85 to 780 code for a protein of 231 amino acids. Lineage: Eukaryota; Metazoa; Arthropoda; Insecta; Diptera; Syrphidae.